GCUGCUCCUCUCCCUCCCACCUCCCUCCCCUUCCCCCUCCUCGCCGGAGCUCGACGAAAUCUUCGCGGCGAGCCAGGGAGAGGGGAGGCCCUGCGCCACCGCCCGAUCUCCGCGUUGGCGGUGCCGGGGGGGGGGGGUGCCGAGCGGAACCCGACCGCGGCCGAUCCGGACAGGGCCCAGAUUCGCCGCGCGGCCGGUCUCCCCAGGCGGCGCAGAUCCCGCGACCCGGCCCCAACUUUCGCCCGUGGUACAGUACCGGAUACGAGGCAUGCAAAGGGAUCAGAAGCCACGGCUAUAGAGUGAUAUAGAUAUCUUGCUGCUGCAGUGCUGCAAUUUUGGGCCUCUGGUCCUGCAUAUUUAGAGGAGAUGCAGAGGAACGGAGGGAUGGAGUGCAGCGUAUGCCACUCCAAGGUGGUGGCCCCAAGCCCCCGGAGUGUGUCAAGGGCAUAUGACAAGCACCGCAGCAAGAUAUCAUCCAAGUACCGCGCGCUUCACUUCCUUCUUGUGUCAGGGGACUGCAUUUUGGUUGGUCUCCAGCCUAUUCUAGUCUUCAUGUCCAAGGUUGAUGGGAAAUUUCAGUUCAGUCCUAUCAGUGUCAACUUUCUGACGGAAGUUACAAAAGUUAUUUUUGCCAUCGUAAUGCUAAUAAUCCAGUCCAGAAAGCAAAAGGUUGGGGAGAAGCCACUUCUGUCUCUUUCAACCUUUGUACAGGCAGCCCGUAAUAAUGUACUCUUAGCUGUGCCUGCUCUCCUAUAUGCCAUCAACAACUACCUAAAGUUCAUCAUGCAGUUAUACUUCAACCCUGCAACUGUGAAGAUGCUAAGCAACCUGAAGGUACUUGUCAUAGCUAUCCUCCUAAAAUUCAUAAUGAGAAGGAAAUUCUCUAUAAUUCAGUGGGAAGCCCUUGCUCUGUUGCUUAUUGGAAUCAGUGUCAAUCAACUAAGCUCCAUACCUGAUGGAACCAAAUCUUUUGGUCUUGCAGUCACCACUAUUGCAUACAUAUAUACAUUUAUUUUUGUUACUGUCCCAUCACUUGCCUCAGUCUACAAUGAGUAUGCUUUGAAAAGCCAGUUUGACACUAGCAUCUAUCUACAGAAUUUGUUUCUAUAUGGUUAUGGUGCAAUUUUCAACUUCCUUGGCAUCCUGGGGACUGUCAUAUUUCAAGGGCCAGAGAGUUUUGACAUCCUUCGAGGGCAUUCAAGAGCCACAAUGUUUCUCAUUUGUAACAAUGCUGCACAAGGCAUUCUCUCUUCGUUCUUCUUUAAGUAUGCAGACACAAUUUUGAAGAAGUAUUCAUCAACCGUGGCCACAAUAUUUACUGGUCUAGCAUCUGCUGCAUUUUUGGGACAUACCUUAACAAUUAACUUUCUCCUAGGCAUCUCCAUAGUGUUUAUUUCAAUGCACCAGUUUUUCUCCCCACUGGCAAAGGUCAAAGAUGACAAACCGGCUGGAACAUUAGAGCCAGAAGAUGCACAGAAUCACAAGUUAUCUGACUCUUCUUUUGUAAAUAUGACUGCCAGUGCUGCUGCUGAUGCCAGCCAUCUUGACGCAACUGAUGAGAGAAAACCAUUGUUGCCAAUUUAAUAUUCUGUUUGAGGUAGGUAUAGAAGACAUUCUUUUUGCCAUGAAUCAUACAGAACUUAUGUAGCAUGAUGAGUACAAUAAACACUUGUAAACUAUAGAA
Oryza brachyantha (malo sina) is the source of this 1684-nucleotide messenger RNA. RefSeq names its product CMP-sialic acid transporter 4. Gene Ontology annotation, cellular component: Golgi membrane. The record is from RefSeq and is a predicted model, not a curated record. Lineage: Eukaryota; Viridiplantae; Streptophyta; Magnoliopsida; Poales; Poaceae. Gene Ontology annotation, molecular function: pyrimidine nucleotide-sugar transmembrane transporter activity. Gene Ontology annotation, biological process: pyrimidine nucleotide-sugar transmembrane transport. The transcript has 16 exons. The coding region runs from base 367 to 1584 and encodes 405 amino acids.